UGUCAAUGUCACUUUAAAGAAUAAAGGUUUUACAAUAAUUUAAAAUCUCGAAAUAUUAAUUUUCUCAUAAAGAACUUCACAGAAAUAAUCAUGAAUAGCACAAAUAUGUUAGCAGCAAAUAAAGUCAAGCUGCACGGCAUGACUUCUACAAAAUGGACAACAAAAGAUAAAAUUACGCAAUACAAGGGACUGAUUAAUUUGUAUACCAGAGACAAAACCAUAAUAGAGAUGGAUAAUGCAAUAGCUAGAAGACGGCAGGCCAGGGAGCUUAAGAGUCUUCAAAGAGAAAUCGAAAUUAAUAGAAAGAAAUUGGACAAUGCUAUACGAGGAGAUAAACAAAAGUUGCGAAAUACUUUAGCUGAUCAUCGAGAACUCCAACUGACUUUUCAAGACGCUGCUCCCCAAAAGGUAAUUGAUACUGUACAUCAAGUAAAUUUUACAAAACGUAAAAUGAGAGAUAUGCUGGCAUAUCGAAUGAAAUUAAAAUCAGACUUAUUAAUUGAUCUUAAGCUUAAAUGCGCUACAUAUGAAGAUAACUUGAAGUAUGAAGCCUUACAGCCAAUGCUGCUCUGCGAAAAGCAGGCUCAUCUUAUAACAGGAAAGGUCCAUGACGCCAUUUUAAAAAAAGAAGCAGCAAUUUAUAUACGAAAUUCUUAUAAAGAAAUGAUCGCUAUUAUGAAGAAGGAUUCAAUUUAUUUUGAUGCAAUACUGUUGUCUAUUAAAGAGGAUGGUUUAAGUCAAGGUAAAUGUAUGAUAAAUGCGACAAAGCUUGGUCAGCUAGGAACAGAAUACUUGGACGAUAGAAGACAAGAAUUUCAGUUUCUUGAAAAAAUUGUUAAAAACGAUAUGAUAAGUAGAAAAAAGGACUUGGCUUUAGUCCAACAGAAUGUGGAAAACUUUACACAAAACUUAAAAAACCUUAUACGCCACGAUAGCGACAUAAAUUUAGGAAAAGUAGAAAUUGAAGACAGUCCUAGUUAUAGCGUAUUCGAACAAGAAGUUCAAACUCUUCAACAGAAAUUAAAAAUUUUAAAAGAUGCCUUCUUCACCCCUUCAGUGGAUCAGCUCUACCCAUUUUUGAGGGAACAGCUUCGUCAGAAGGAACGAUUAGCAGAGCUAGUGAAUAAAUACGAGAACAACAGAAAUGAUCUGUUUAAAAAAACUAAUUCUGCAAAGUUAUUGCUGUCUACUUUGGAAUUUACAAUGGUAGAAGGUACUGGACAUUAUACGCAUGAGAAAAUUAAAUUAACAGAAGAAAUUAAGCAACAACAGGUAGAAGCAACAAAAUAUGAUGAACGUAUCAAUUUCAGAUACCAAAUUUUAGCUAAAGUAAGAAUGUCAUUAAAGCAUCUUCAAUAUAUUUCUGAAUUGGUCUUAACGGAUACUUCAACAAAACCUGUGCCAUAUCCUCGACAUGGAAGUGAUCCUCCAAUACGUCCAGAAGAAGACGAAAUCGAUAGUGAAAAGAUCAUUCCCGAACUGACUACUAAAUUUACAAAACUAGCCAAUAAUUCAAAAGAAUUAAUUGACAGCAGUAAUUUGGAACGGGGGUAUAAAAUGUUUGAAAAAUUCAUGCGUGAUAGAAGUAAAAUCAUUGAAGUCGAUGUUGCUGCAAGUGAAGAAUCACUUAUCGAGACUAUAUUUACUGAUGCCCGUGUGCCAACUCGUGAUGAUAUUAAGAAGCAAAGUGCUGAAAUUGUUUUGAGAAAUUUAGCUGAGAUGGAGUACAAACCUCCACCACAACCAAGAAAGAAGUACAAAUUCAAAAAAUAGCCCAAAUAGUUUUUUUAUAAUUGGUAAUAAAUAUUAGCGGAAAAAUAAACUUAAAACAAUUUGCA
This is a messenger RNA of Diabrotica virgifera virgifera (western corn rootworm), 1838 nucleotides long. RefSeq lists its product as uncharacterized. The transcript is spliced from 2 exons. Gene Ontology annotation, biological process: cilium movement; outer dynein arm assembly. Lineage: Eukaryota; Metazoa; Arthropoda; Insecta; Coleoptera; Chrysomelidae. Gene Ontology annotation, cellular component: cilium. The record is from RefSeq and is a predicted model, not a curated record. Bases 91 to 1773 code for a protein of 560 amino acids.